Exophiala aquamarina CBS 119918 is the source of this 1539-nucleotide messenger RNA. RefSeq lists its product as uncharacterized. The record is from RefSeq and is a predicted model, not a curated record. Gene Ontology annotation, molecular function: RNA binding. Bases 1 to 1539 code for a protein of 512 amino acids. Gene Ontology annotation, biological process: mRNA cis splicing, via spliceosome. The transcript has 4 exons. Gene Ontology annotation, cellular component: precatalytic spliceosome. Lineage: Eukaryota; Fungi; Ascomycota; Eurotiomycetes; Chaetothyriales; Herpotrichiellaceae.
AUGGCCAACAACACCCCUCCUGCGCAACCUCCACCGCGAGGUGGCCUAUCCUUAUACGCAAAUCUCCUUGAUCCCAAAAAUGCCACUGCACCUGGAACCAUCUCCAGUGCGCCUGUCUCAUACAAUAGAUCACCUGAACAAGAUGAAGCUGUCAAGAAACAGCAAGCUCUGGCUGCUUCUUUAAGAUUUCAACCCACCAAAAGACCUCAAAUUACUGCUCAAAAAGCAAAGGCUAAGGCCAUUGCUAGCAAGUUUGCGCCUCCUCCUGCCAGUUCCAGCUCCAUUACUCCGGCCACCAGUAGCAUCACCGCCACCACUACUUCUACAAUCACUGUCGCACCCAAAAAUACACUUGCGGAUUGGAUCGCUACUGCCUCGGACGAUGAGGAUGUGAACAACUUCUACCAGGGUGAGAAACGGCAGCGGGGUGGAAGGAAAAAGCGCAAGAAGAAUAAAGAAGCCGCCGUGCUCACUCAGCAUUGGGACGAUAUUUACGACCCCAGCCGACCCAACAACUACGAUGAGUACAAACACAGCGAAGAGAAGGUUCAUGAGAUCAGGGAUUGGAAGGAUCUUCUGUAUCGACACAAGAUGAGGCGCAGGGAUUCUUCUGCAUCCGCCAGUGAUGAUUAUCGCCCCCCCGUGAACAAACAAUUUGCUCCACCCAUGUCCUUUGCACCACCUCCCGAUAUCAAUGACGAUGACGAUGUUCCACCACCACCUCUCGAUCAACCUCCCCCGCCUCCAGCAGAUAUCCCAGACGAUCCAACUGGUGAGGAUGCCUACAUGCGAAGACUGCGCAUGAGUCAAAUGCAGUCUACCAAUUCCCCCCCUCCACCCCCACCUACUGGACAAAUUUCACGUGAACCCGUACGGUAUAACCUACCUGCAGCGCCCGAAGAAAUUCCUUCGUCAGAAGCAGAGCUAGAAGAGAAGCUUGCCGAGCCGGAAGCUGGAGGGGACACAUCAACGGACGCGCCUCGGUCCAAUCGCCCUGGCCAGGCUGGAUUUGCCCAACGACUCAUGUCGAAAUAUGGAUGGUCCAAAGGACAAGGAUUGGGCGCCCAAGGUACCGGCAUCAUCAAUCCUUUGUAUGCCAAAGCAGAUAAGCGAAAGAAGAAAUCUGAUGCAGAAGGAGGCGGGUUUGCCACACCUACUACCAUGGGCAAAAUCCUGGGAGGCAACAAAUCCAAGUCAGCGCAAGCAGAAGAAGAGGGGAAGUUCGGUGCCAUGUCAGAGGUGGUUCGAUUGGAUGGAAUGCUUGACGGGCUUGAUUUGGAUGAGGAACUCCAGCGAGGGCAAGGAGGUAUCAUGCAGGAAAUCGGGGAGGAGUGCGGCGAGAAGUACGGCAGCGUACAGCGUGUCUACAUUCAUCGGGCAGAGAGUGAGGACGAGCAAGCACUGGUAUUUGUGGCAUUUGUGAGCCAGCUGAGUGCUUUGCGUGCGGUCAAUGCUCUGGAGGGCCGCAUCUUCAAUGGGAAUCAAAUCAAUGCGAGGUUCUGGCCCAAGGAAAAAUUUGAUGCCGGGGUGUAUGAUUAA